Molecule: messenger RNA, 2151 nt
Organism: Fonsecaea multimorphosa CBS 102226
Lineage: Eukaryota; Fungi; Ascomycota; Eurotiomycetes; Chaetothyriales; Herpotrichiellaceae
Exons: 3
Coding region: 1-2151 (716 amino acids)
Biological process (GO): Golgi to plasma membrane transport
Cellular component (GO): exomer complex
Molecular function (GO): protein binding
Source: RefSeq, a predicted model, not a curated record
AUGGUUGCGCCGGCAGUGCCAGAGAUCAUUGAAGACGAUGAGAUCGGCCUCGCGGUAGACGCUCGCACAGAAAGUCUACCCGGACUGCGCGAACUGGGACCUCCUGAUCUUGUCCACUUGGUCAAGCAGAGCGUCAAAGCUGGCAAUAAGCAGACUGGCGUAUAUCACCAUGUUACCGGCAUCGAUGCCUCCUCCUCUGCGAGCUUGGCGGCGUACGUCAACACCUUGACGUUCAAUCCCACGGAUAAGACCCACAAGGUGGUAUCCGGGCUCUAUUGUUGCUACAACGCUUUUUCGCAUCUCGAUAUGCGCGUCGAAGUCAAAAUCCCGGGCAGUGUGGAGAGUUACUGUGUGGAUGAAAGGGGAGACAGAAGAGUUGCAACGGAGAAUUUGUGGCUGGAGACGUUUCUCUGCGCCGUUUUGCGAGCAUAUUCCUAUUCAGACAAUGGCAGCGGUGAUACAAUAAAGAAGAUUAUUGGCGUCCGAAGAUUCAACCCGAUCAUUAACACUGAGCUGGAGCACCGUUUCUUCGAAGCCGCCGAGAGAUUGUUCUUCAAUGGCCGUCAACUUGGAUCGGACCCGGAAAUCCAAAUCCCCAACGUGGUCUCCAACCAUCUCACAGCGGGACUCUUGAAGUACAUACGGACAACUGGACGAUUUGCAUCAGGCAUCAACUUGUUCGAGAAGCUACGGACAAAGGACGUGGAAGUUUCGUCAUUGCUGGCCAGAGUGUUACUGGAUGGAGACGAAGAGAUCCAAGCCGUGCGGCUUCUACAUGAUUCAUUACAGGAUGUUCCCAUGGACUAUGCACUUCUGGACUGUCAAGCCGCCUUCUGCCAGAGCAAAGGCGAGGGCGAGAUGGCCUUGGAACUAGCGAAGCAAGGAGUCACAGCAGCUCCCAGUGAGUUCAGUACUUGGGCUCGAUUGGCAGAGGUUUAUGUGGACCUGGAGCAGUGGGAUCUGGCUUUGCUUACCUUGAACUCCUGUCCCAUGUUCUCGUACCAGGAUAAGGACUCACCUAGGAUGCCUGAGCCGAGUCGCGUGCUCCUGCCAAUCCUUCCAGAGAGUGCGCUGGACGAGAUCGACGAGGGACAGCCAAGACACGGAGAGCCCUAUGAUCAAGUCCAUGUCUCGUUACGAAAAUUACAGGCGGCCACGUAUCAAGGGACCUUCUUGAAAGCAUACAGCUUGCUGACACGGAUUGCUGCGGCCAUCGGAUGGGACACACUCUUGAGGACGCGCAGUCAGGUCUUCGUGAUGGAAGAAGAGUACCGGUCUGAAAAGCAGCACCAAGUGACCCCGAAGAUACCCACUAGCAAGAAUGCGAGCACAAUCGCUCUGUCUGGAACUCCAAAUGGCCACUCCAAGGAAAAGGAGAACGGAGUAGACGACGACGACGAGUCAGAUGAUGUUUCUGAUUUGGAAGAGCCGAAGAAACUGGGCGAUCAACUUGAUGAGGAGAAGAUUAUCGAUGAAUCUUCCUCCACUGCGCCGACACUAAAUGGCGGCCUCAACGAAAAUGAAAACGCAGAGAUCAAGGCGCACCGAUCAAUGGAGAAACCGGUGCCCACAAUUGCAGCAGAGGAAGUCAAGUCGGGCAGUGAUGAGCCAGAUCCAUCUCACAACAACUACCCACAAUUCCAGAACAAACGCCUAUGCGAGCGGUGGCUCGACAACUUGUUCAUGGUUCUGUAUGAGGACCUCCGGAUAUACACAAUAUGGCGGACCGAAAUGGGCCAGUACCGGCAACAACAAAUGCAGUAUAAGAAAUCAGCAGCGGAGUGGGAGAUCCUGGGAGACCUCGCUGAGCGGUUACACCACACAAACGAGGCGCUGGAAGCAUAUCAGCAAUGCUUGAACAUCCGGUUCUCGCCUAAGGCCAUGAGAGGAAUACUUCGAAUGUACGAGAAGAAAGGCGACACAAGGCACGUACUGGCAUGCUUGAUCCGAUUGAUCACCUGGCAAUACCGGUGGUACUCGGAGUUUUCGCCGGAACUCUUCUACUCGAUCCGGAAGCUCAUUGAAGAAGAAGGGGCCGUCAAGAUCCGCUCUAUUGUCCAAAGCACCAAUCUCCCGCAGCAUGUGCUGGAUCUGACUCACGAAUACUGUCGCUUGUGUGUCACUUUUAGAAGCAGUGGCACUGAUGGAUGA